AGUAUAAAAGGACAUGUGUGUGAGAUUUUUAAACGAAUACUAACGAACGAGCUCACACGAUACACAAGUGUUCAUCACAGUACGAACGAAUUUUGCUUUCUAUGUUGACUCUAAGGCAAUCAAUAUGAAGACUGUUUACUUAUUUAUCGCUGUUUUUUUGUGCUUAGUGAGUGCAAAAUACAUCCCCAGCGAAAGCGUGUCGCCGGUGCUUUUACACCGGCAUCUUAGAUCAGUGAACAAUGUGCCAAGUUAUUCAGUAGAAAGCGACAGUGACGAUGAUAGUGAUAACAAUGGCAGUAAUAGUGACGAUAGCAGCGAUGAUGAUUCUUCGGAUAGUACGGAUUUGAGUAAAGCAGAAGAAGAACAAAGAAAACUGCUAGAAAAACAAGAAGAACGUUUACGUAAAGAACAAGAAAAAAGAGAAAAGGAAGAAAGAAAGCUACAAGAAAAAUUAGCAAAAGAAGAACGCAAGCGACAAGAAAAACUAGAGAAAGAAGCGCUUAAACAGCAGGAAAAACUCCAAAAGGAAGAAAUGAAACGCGAACAAAAAUUACGUAAACAAAUUGAGCAAAUUGAAAAUGCAAAGUUGGAUGAUGAAUCAUCUGAAUCUCUUGAGGACAAUUCCUUAGAUUUGGAAGACAUUGGUAAGAAGUACGUUUACCAGAAGUAUGGAUUAACUGCAACAAGUACUGCAAUAGAAAAGAAAGCGGCCCUUAACAGAUUUUUAGAGGAAGAGCUGGGUCUUAACACAAACAGCACUAAGAGCGAAUUCCGUCAGGUCGUAAUCGAGUUAAUUGAAAGUAAGCUUUUAAACGAGAGUGCAGCUGAGAGUAAUUUCAAAGCGUUCCUAAUGAGACAUGUGAGUGUUGUAGGUGUAGAAAACCUGCAAGCCAAAUUAGAGAAGAAAAUAGCUAAACUUGAAAAUGAGAGCGCUUUACUUAAUAAUAUAUCACUGCCAUGGGCUCAACCUAUACAACAAAGUGUACAAGAAAGUAAAAUGCUUUUACAAGCUGUUUUACAAUUUGUAAAUACCCUGCUCCCUCAUUGGGUACUUGAACCGCAAACACCAUCCAGCGAAGGCUUUGCAGCUGGGGCAGGCGCACAAGGUUCAGGAGCUGGAUCAGGCUCAGUGAGUUUAGAACCUCAAGUCGGUGUAGAGCGUUCGGCAUCUGAAGCUGGCGCACAAGGUUCAGCAGCUGGAGUGGCCGUAGAGGGUUCACCAUCUGGAACGGAAGAAGUCGCCUCAGCGCCGAAAGCUGGCGCAGAGGGUUCAGUACCUAGAGCUGGCGCUGACGGAAUGGCACCUGCUGCGGGCGCGGAAGGUUCAGGCUCUGGAGUAGGCGCGAGCCCUGACGGAUCAGUAUCUGCAUCAGGCGCAGAGAGCUCCGCACCUGGAUCUGGCCCUGAGGGUCCGGCACCUGCGGCGGGCGUGGAAGGUUCAGCAUCUGGAGUAGGCGCGGGCGCUGAGGGUUCGGCACCUACAUCAGACGCAAAGAGCUCCGCACCUGGAGCUGGCCCUGAGGGUCUGGCACCUGCGGCGGGCGUGGAAGGUUCAGCACCUGCGGCGAACACAGAAGGUUCAGCUUCUGGAGUAGGCGCGGGCGCUGAGGGAUCAGUACCUGCAUCAGACGCAGAGAACCCCGCACCUGGAACUGGCCCUGAGGGUUCGGUACCUGUGGCGGGCGUGGAAGGUUCAGCACCUGCGGCGAACACGGAAGGUUCAGCAUCUGGAAUAGGCGCGGGCGCUGAGGGAUCGGUACCUGCAUCAGGCGCAGAGAGCUCCGCACCUGUAGCUGGCGCUGAGGGUCUGGUACCUGCGGCGGGCGUGGAAGGUUCAGCACCUGCAGCGAAUACAGAAGGUUCAGCAUCUGGAGUAGGCGAAGGCGCUGAGGGAUCGGUACCUGCAUCAGGCGCAGAGAGCUCCGCACCUGGAACUGGCCCUGAGGGUCAGGCAUCUGCGGCGGGUGUGGAAGGUUCAGUAUCUGGAGUAGGGGCGAGCGCUGAGGGUUCGGAACCUGCAUCAGAUGCAACGAGCUCCCUACCUGAAGCUGGCCCUGAGGGUCUGGCACCUGCGGCGGGCAUGGAAGGUUCAGCACCUGCGGCGAACACAGAAGGUUCAGAGUCAGGAGUAGGCGCGGGCGCUGAGGGAUCGGCGCCUGCAGCGGGCGCAGAGAGCUCCGCACCUGUAGCUGGCGCUGAGGGUCUGGUACCUGCGGCGGGCGUGGAAGGUUCAGCAUCUGCAGCGAACACAGAAGGUUCAGCAUCUGGAGUAGGCGAAGGCGCUGAGGGAUCGGUACCUGCAUCAGGCGCAGAGAGCUCCGCACCUGGAACUGGCCCUGAGGGUCAGGCAUCUGCGGCGGGUGUGGAAGGUUCAGUAUCUGGAGUAGGCGCGGGCGCUGAUGGUUCGGCACCUGCAUCAGAUGCAGCGAGCUCCCCACCUGAAGCUGGCCCUGAGGGUCCGGCACCUGCGGCGGGCGUGGAAGGUUCAGCACCUGCGGCGAACACAGAAGGUUCAGAGUCAGGAGUAGGCGCGGGCGCUGAGGGAUCGGCGCCUGCAGCGGGCGUGGAAGGUUCAGUAUCUGAAGUAGGCGCGGGCGCUGAGAGUUCGGCACCUGCAUCAGACGCAGAGAGCUCCGCACCUGGAGCUGGCCCUGAGGGUUCGGCACCUGCGGCGGGCGUAGAAGGUUCAGCAUCUGGAACGGACGCAGAAGGUUCCGCACCUAAUGGUGGCGUAGAAGGUUCUGUCCCUGCAACGGGCGCAGAGAGUUCAGCACCUGAAACAGGUGCAGGUUCAGCUCCUGAAGUGGAUGCGGGAUCAGCAUCUGGAGGGGCCGUAGACAAUUUAGCACCUGAAGCAGGCACACAAGGUUCAGCGCCUGGAGCAGGCGUAGAAGGUUCGGUACCUGAAGCAGGCGUAGAUCGACCUGUACCUGAAGCCGACGCACAAGACUUGGAGACUGGUGCAGGUGCCGAGGGUUCGUCAUCUGUAGCGGGUGUUGACAAUUCUGUUAACUCUAAUGGCGAAAGUUCCACAGAUUCAUUAAUAUCUGUAGCUGAAGUUACAACAGAAAUUGUUGGCGAAUCAAGCGACGUAUCUGGAAAUCAACCUAUCGCAAUAGAUAGCGCAGCUAAUUCUGAUAUUCUAACAACCGAGGCAUCCAUUAACGAUGCUCCUAUAAGUGCUUCAUCUGGAGUCGAAGCUUUAGAAAGUGCAUCUACUGAUGUUCCCAUUUCCAAUACGAUUGUUCCACAAAGUGCUUCAGAAGUCCCUAAUGUAGAUUCUACGCCAGCAGCAGCAAUUGAACCCAUAAAUAUUCAAUCGGACCCUAAUGAAGGUAUCUCCACCGUAGACCAGGGAACUAUUGAUACUACGCCUAUAGGUCUUAUACCUGAAGAUGCCGCGACAGAUGGUCAAUCAAAUGUUAAUACUGAUGCUCCGACCUUACUUGACACGACUCUACAAGACAAUUCUGUGGUUCAAGAAGGCACCACGGAGCCCGUUAUGACAGAUCUCCCGGUAGUAGUAGCAAAUGUGGAUUAUAACGCACCUAGUCAGACUGUAGCUCCUGAAGUAUCUGAGACUACAGAAAAUAUUGCACCCACUGAUGUAGCUCCGGAUGCUAUACCAGCUGUAGAGCCAGUUUUGGUCCCUGAAUAUAAACCUUCCCCCCGUAUGUUUGUAAUAAGCCCUGAAAUUGGUUCAAAAAUAAUAGAAGUAACAACACAGUAAUCAAUUGUUAUUAAAACUGACUAAUUUAUAAUGUACUAACAUUUUGUAAUUUUAUAGCAUGUAUAAAAUAUAUUAAAUUUAAGACGCAUCAAAGAUU
Manduca sexta (tobacco hornworm) is the source of this 3827-nucleotide messenger RNA. RefSeq lists its product as uncharacterized. The transcript has 2 exons. The record is from RefSeq and is a predicted model, not a curated record. Lineage: Eukaryota; Metazoa; Arthropoda; Insecta; Lepidoptera; Sphingidae. Bases 125 to 3730 code for a protein of 1201 amino acids.